CUCUGAAUGAUAUUUUCAUUUGACGCCCAACUUGAGUAAUAUAUUUUACAAGAGGAGUAGUUCACUAUUGCGAAAUAUAAAAUGAGUGUAAAUGUGAUAUACACCUGUGCACCUUUAUGAAAUACAGUGGAUUGCAAAUAAGUAAUUGACCAGUGAACGAAAGGAAUCAAGUUUCAUCUUCUUUAAUUUUGAUGUACCUUCUAGUGUUAUUAAAUGCUCGGUUACAUUUAAAUUCUACUAUUUAGCUAUAUUUUUUCUUCAAGAUGGCAGUGAAUAAUGUCUACCUUUCACCAUUACGCCAGCGGUUAUAUUGUUUCUGUUAACGAUGUGUUACUCUUCACGGCGGUUCGAGCCCUAAAUGCUAACUCUCAAGGAUCGCUGUAUGAUGGUGAUAGCAAGGAGUAAGAAAGUCAAACCACAAAUGACUGCCACAACGAAGAAUAUGGAUUAUAAUUGGACAGCUGGUCCAGAGCCGCCAAGUAAUAACCAGGAUGUGGGAGUCCCAAGGGCGGUGUUUAUUCCCCAUACGAAUUCUUUACCAUUUGAAGAAAGGCGCGUUACGUUGGAAGAACCUGUCAAGAUCGGCAGGUACGUGUAUAGAGGGGCGCCUUGUCACACGAACACAAUAUUUGACUGUAGAGUACUCUCUCGCCACCACGCCACUCUGUACUAUGAAAAGGGACAUUUUUAUCUUGUGGACAACCAAAGCAGUAACGGCACGUUUAUAAACAACAACCGCUGCUCGUUUGUGAAGGAACCGCACCAAGUGUUCUCUGGCGAUGUUGUGCAGUUUGGGAUCCCCGUGGUCGAGAAUAUUGGCAAUUCAGAAAAGAAUACAUUUCCACCAGUGGUUGCACUUUUAAAGCUGUACCAUCCUGAUGGCACGGAGGCGAAACUGCAUCUUGAUGAAUUAUAUCAAUUAAACAAUUAUGUGCAGGAGGCGAUCCAGCGCGAGGCGUCGCUGGAGACGCGGCUGCGCACGCUGCGCGAGUGCGUGGAGCGAACGCGCGGCGAGGCGCAGAGCGCGUGGGAGCUGUUCGUCGGCGAGCAGCGGCUGCUGAUGCGCGUGCACACGCUCGAGGCGAUGCUCGCCGCGGGCCGGCACCCGGACGCGCACCACGUGGCGCAGCUGCUCGCCGACAAGAAGAACUAUCAGGAAGUGGCGCUAGAGAGCCUUCGGACGGCGCACGAGCAGCGGCUCGCGCUGGAGGAGAGCCUCGAGCGGCGCAGCCGGGAGGCGGCCGCGCUGCACAACCACAACUGCGCGCUGCGGCUCGCCGCCAACAACGCGCUCGCUGAGUUGCAGAAAAUGGCAGCACGAUGCGAGCGUAAAAUGUGUGCGGCGCGACUUGCAAUAUCCACCGCCGAGGAACGCGAGAGCGCCCUGCGGAAACGAUUACCACUCACUUAUUCAGUACAAAAUGGCGAGGCGAAAAUGUUGGUACUCAGUCCAGAUAGCAACAAAAUACAAGACUUGAAACGAAGCGGCUCCCUCGAGGAGGCUGUUAAGACACUGCCCGAUUACAUCAAGAUGUUAUUGCCUCACAGUGUUCUCAGUAAGGUGGGAAUAAAAGUGAUCUCGGCUGACGGCAAAUCUGUAAAAGACAUCGAUUUAAUACUGAAGAAAAAUAUGAUUAAUAAUACCGAAAAUAAAGAAAAACAGCAAGAAGAAGAAAGCUCAGGGGCGAGUGGUGAAAAGACAGAUGAAGCCAAUUCAUGUGAGGACGACGAGAAAACGCGACUAAAUCACGAGGGCGAUAACGAAGUAGAGUCUUCUAGUCCCCUGGACGGCGAGCUUCAUGCAGACAACAACGCCAACUCCACGUUCACUGAGGCUGAUAGCCGAGAAGAAUCUCCUAGCAAAGCGGGCGUCGAGUACGCGAACAUCCUGCGCGUGAUGGCCGGCCUCAACGAGGAGAUAAAGGCGCUGCGCGAGCGGCUCGCGGCGAGCGGCGCGGAGAACGAGCAGCUGCGCGGCGUGCGCGACGAGCUGCUCGCCGCCAAGGAGCCCGCCGAGCUGCCCGACACGCACGACGCGGCCACCUACCGCGCCACCAUCGCCGACCUGCAGGCUCAACUCACACGUUCGACAGUCGCGGAGGAGGCCAACAUGGCAGAGAUAAAGCGGCUCGCGUCCAACGCCGCCGAGAUGCAGGCCGAGCUCGCAUUCCGUCCCACGCGCGCCGACAUCGAUGACCUCUCGGCCGUCGUAGGCAGCCUGCGCGCCGAAGUGCUGGAGAAGGACAAGCAGAUACAGCGCCUCCAAGCCGCCAUCGACAAGGAGACGAAGCAAGCGGACACCGUGGACAAAGCGGUCGAAACGUCGCCGGAGGAGCUGCGCGACCCCUCGCCGGACGACAGCAUGGACGCCAAGAAGAUCUCGGCCGAAAUCGACGAGCUGUUCCGCCUCGACGACGACGACGACGACGAGACGGAGUCGACGGCGACCGAGAUCAACAAGGAGGAGAGCGACGAGAGGAGAGGAGAGGAGUGCGCGCUGGGCGAGUGGGUGCGGCUGGACGACGAGCGGCGGCUGCAGGUCAGCCUGCAGAACGGCAGCCUGCACGCGCUGGAGGAGGAGCUGGUGCGCGCCAAGGAGCGCUGGGCGGAGGUGUGCGCGGAGCGGGCGCGCCUGGCCGCGCAGCUGGCCGCGCUGCAGCGCAAGCCGCUGCGGCUGGACGCCUCGCACGCGCUGGCGCUGGCCGUGCCGGUGCUGCUCGCCUGCCUCUACUACGUGCUGCUGCCCUACAUCUCCUGAUUGACGGCCACCUGGGACCCGCCCGGGUACGCUUAGCGCCCGCCCGAACGUUCUCGCUCUCCAAAACUUUUGCUCACUAUUUCUCGUGCGGUUCUUUUUAUAAAAUACGAAUAUCGACUUUCCGUACGAGUGUCCGUUCGACGGCGGCCAUACAUACGGAUCGGCGCGCGCCGACCGUGUACCUCGAUUCGAAUAUUAUAUUUAUCGUUUACUGUUCGAAGGCUGAGUAUUUAUGUACUAGAGUAAUUUAGAGUAUAUUAUGGCGUUAGAGAUUGUUUUGAUGGCCUUCGUUUUGGUAAAUUUAGUGCGCGCCGCCGAUUCGUAUCGUGUGCGCGGGUUUCGACUGAACGAUCCGAUUGAGCUCGUUUCGGAAGUGCCAUUUGAAGUGACGUGACUACACCGGGCCUCGGUACACGUUUGGGAACGUUUGUGUAAUAUAGUAUUGUUUCUGUAAAAAGUGUCAGUAUCUUAUAAUAGAAAUUAAUAUAAAUUUGUUGUUGAUAUCUGCCAUAAUAAAUAACUGUAUAUUAUUUUAAUCUUAAGGCCUAACGACUGUUCUACUGUGUAAUAAAUUUGUCGUUAUAUGGUUCGUGUAAAUUCUAAAUCGUUCUAUAGGUAGACUAUCUCGCAACGGCAGAAGGCUCACUUAUUCUACGCAUAUUGUAGCGGGCGUAAUUUGUUACACUAGACGCUAUCUGCGUUCUUAACCGAGCAUACCUGUGCCGCCUUCUUGAAAUAGGCUAUUGAAGAAAAAAAUAUGAAUAUAUUCUGCUGUGUUCUUAUCUACGUUGGAUAUUGUUCAUUUGUGUGUUCAUUCUCUAUGUAUAGGAUUGCGUCGUCGAUGGACCGCCAUCAUUUUCUUAGAAAGAGAUAAUACGUAUGUAUUUGAAUUGCAACAACGUGACUUUUUUCUGAAAUACUAAGUAAAUCGAAAUUAUGUAAUUUGACCAAUAAUUGUAUAACCUGUCUUAAGCAAACCAUAAAAAUUAUUGUAAAUUUAUAUGGACUGAGAUUUUCAUGUUUAGAUAGAUGCGGCUCUCAACAAAAAUGUUAUGUCACACAAAUAGUGAUAACAAUUGAGUAAGAAUCGACUUCGGAAAUUUAGUGCAACGUUUGUAAUGUGAAGUUGAUAGUGAAUAUGUAAUAAUUUCGAAUUAAGAAAUGCAAGGGCGACAAAGUUCUCAUUACUAUCGAAAGCUGCACAUAUCAUGUAUAGUUAACGAGUGGUUAUGGGCAUUUACAUUUAUUGAUUUGGUGGCGAGCUAAUUUUGAAUCAUUUGCAUUUUUCUAGUCUUUAGAAUCGACGUCGUUUGCGUUGCGUGUCAUUCGAUAUUUCAGUAUCGAUUUUUUUUUAUUUGUUUUCGUAUCGAGUGACACUAUCGAAUAAUUUGAUUUUACGUUACACUUCGAAUCGAAUACAGCACUUACAAUCGUCGAUGGGUUUUUUUAGAAUAAAAAUUAACACAUUAGAGAUGGCAGUUUAGUUGCAAUACUCACAGUUAGUUAAUUUGAUGUAGAUUUUUGAGUUGUCUAAAUAAGUCGUGCUUAUUGUAUUGCAUCGUUUUGAAUAUGUUUUGAAUGAUGUAAUAAAUGACGGUGUGUGUUUUAUUCGUACGGCGCUUGCGAUCUCGGCGACCUUAGAGAUUGCUUCGCUCUGUGAUGUCAACGCCAAUAGAUAAUUUUGUAACAAACAUAUAACUAACAAAUUAUAUUAAUUAUCAUUAAGGUAAAUAUAACUACCACGUUGAAACACUAUCUUUUUAUUGAAUAUUUAUUUUUAUUGUUGCACAUGUAUUGUUAUGUUCGAUGUUUUAUUAUGCGUUUAAACCACCUUAUUGUAAAUAGAUGUAUUUUGUAAUCCUUAUGUUUAGUUUCAUUGCGUCGAAGACUUUUAUGUUGUAUUUUAAAGAGUAAAUAAUAUUGCAUUCAAUGUGGAUGUACUGAUAAAUUUAUUGGAAAUAAUAUUGAUUUGUUUAA
Molecule: messenger RNA, 4735 nt
Organism: Zerene cesonia (dogface butterfly)
Lineage: Eukaryota; Metazoa; Arthropoda; Insecta; Lepidoptera; Pieridae
Gene: Slmap
Product: sarcolemmal membrane-associated protein
Exons: 13
Coding region: 359-2758 (799 amino acids)
Molecular function (GO): protein binding
Source: RefSeq, a predicted model, not a curated record